Trypanosoma grayi is the source of this 1149-nucleotide messenger RNA. RefSeq lists its product as hypothetical. The record is from RefSeq and is a predicted model, not a curated record. Bases 1 to 1149 code for a protein of 382 amino acids. The transcript has a single exon. Lineage: Eukaryota; Euglenozoa; Kinetoplastea; Trypanosomatida; Trypanosomatidae.
AUGAAGCCAAGAAAGAAGACGCGCCGUCUCACGUGUGAUGCUUUCCACGAGGAGGAGCUGGCGCAGAUGCAGCACAUCCACGAGUUGGUGCGCAACAAAGCUUCUUCACGUCGUCACACUUUUGACGUCACGGCGCCCGAGACAUUGAGGCUGCCCCCGCUCAGGCGGAGGAACGUGACCUUUUUCAUGCGGCCGUGCAGGACCCACACGACGCAGGUGCGGCACAGAGUUGCUUCUGUUGUGGAGUGGAAAGAUUCACUUCGCCGUGGCAUGCUGCGAGUGCCGCCAGACAAUCCGCAUCAUCGCCGCUGCAACACUCAUGAUCACACCUGUGAUGAGGUGAAUCAAGUGAAUGGUGUUAAAUGGACCCUGGCCAAGGAAACAGAAGAGAAUGUCGAUGCGAACAGCGACAGCGUGGCCUCGACGGUCAAGAGUUUAGUGGCCAACGACGUAAAUCCGAGGGAGCCGCAGCUAGAGGAUGUACUGAGGAGUGCUCUCGGGCAGCGUGCACUGGAAACCCUGCAACGCCUGUUUCUUCCUCGGUGGCGCCUCUACAUGCACCUCAUUGGGCGCAGUCGCAAGCCAGCGGUUGCCAAGGCCACUCCUCAGCGGCGCCGCAGUCCUGUACGGGAAGUGAUGAUUAAUGUCAUUCUCUUAUUUCUGCGCUCAGAACGGUUACUGCCGCUCGUUGAGUUUCGCCGCUGGAAGGCGGCAGUGACGAAAAUUCAGCGUGCAUUCCGGCAGUACAAGAAAUGCUUGGAGGCCCGUGUAGAACUUAACUACCUCAAGUUGCGUAGCGAUGUCGAGCAGCAGUAUUGGAUGGAUGUGGCGAAGUCGUGUGAGAGGGAAACGGAGGAGCUUGGCGUCAGGAACAAUAGCGUCAACGACUGCGAGUUGGACGUAGCGGACUUCUACUUGGCCGGGCCCCUCCCGGAGUCGAUGCUGCGGCGCGAGCUGCACACCGCCUUGCGUUGCCACCUCCGACGUACACUGGGAGCUGUUGUGUCGCAGCAGUCCUCGGUCUUCUUGCCCAUGUCGUCCUACUACGCCGUUCUUGACAACGCGUGCUAUAUCACCAGCGUGAUGCGCAACAGCCAAACGCUGCGCUCACACUUGUGCCGGCGGCCGAGACUGAUAUCGAUUUACUGA